AUGGCGUCAAUACCAGUCAUUGUUAGCCACCAAGGCACAAAGUACCAAGUCGAGGUCGACACUUCAUCCAACGGCGAGACUUUCAAGUACCAACUAUACAGUUUAACGGGUGUUGAACCCGAGCGACAGAAGAUCUUGGUGAAGGGAAAACAGGUGAAGGAUGAUGACGACAUGGCCAAGUUCGGCCUCAAGGCCGGCGCAACACUUAUGAUGAUGGGCAAGCCUUCCGGAGAGAACGCAGACCUUUCCCGCCCCAAAGAGGCGAUCAAAUUCGUCGAAGACAUGACCGAAGCCGAAGCAGCUCAGCAAGAGGGCGCUACCCCCGCAGGUCUCACCAAUCUGGGCAAUACCUGUUACCUCAACUCUACCCUCCAAACCCUCCGAUCGAUCCCCGAACUCCAGACGGCUUUGACCACAUACAAGUCGGGCAGUGGUGGCGGUGGAAGCAGCUUCGGCUUGGGCUCGACUGAUCUUGCUACCCAGUUGACGGACUUGUACAAGAACAUGUCGGAGACCCAGGGCAGCAUUCCCCCGCUCACCUUCCUGAGCACGCUGCGCAUGGUUUACCCCCAAUUCGCCGAGAAGUCCAAGACCGGAAACGGAUAUGCCCAGCAGGACGCUGAAGAAGCCUGGUCUCAGAUCGUUAUUCAGUUGAAGCAGAAGCUUGCUGAAACUGAAGGCUCAUCUUUCAUCGACAGAUACAUGGCUGGCGAGCUCCAGUCCACUCUUGAAGUUGACGAGCAGGCCGCUAGGGAUGGCGGCGAAAAGCCUAUCAAAUCUAGUGAGACCUUUUUCAAACUUAACUGUCACAUUGACGCGACUGUAAACCACUUGCGCGAUGGUAUACUGGCUGCGUUGACGGAGAAGCUGGAGAAGAAGUCGUCCGUUUUGGACAGAGACACGACGUACACCAAGAAAUCUCAGAUCUCGCGCCUGCCCAAAUACCUCACUGUUCACUUCGUUCGCUUUUUCUGGAAGCGUGAGGUGCAAAAGAAGGCCAAGAUCAUGCGAAAAGUCACUUUCCCGCAUGAGCUUGACGUGGUUGAGUUCUGCACGGAUGAGCUCAAGAAGGCACUCAUUCCCGUUCGCGACAAGGUCCGCGAGAUCCGCAAGGACGAAGAAGAUAUCGAGCGGGCACGCAAAAGACGCAGGAUUAACCCCAGUGACCGGGGUGAUAUUGCCGGAGCUUCUGGGGCUCCAGGGCCCCAGGAGAAGACGGCUUUGGAAAAGGCAAAUGAUAAGAAGGCUGAGAGAGCUGGAAAGGCCGUCGCCACUACAUCCGACGGCGACACGGAGAUGACCGAGACUUUCAAGACUGACGCCGAAGUCGAGGCUGAAAAGGAUGCCGCCCUCCUUGUCGCCAAGAAGGAGCUGUAUGCUCUCGUCAACCAGGACUUAGCUAAGGACGAGGGUGCCAACCAGUCUGGAAUCUAUGAGCUGCGAGGUGUAGUAACCCACCAGGGAGCAAGCGCUGACAGCGGUCAUUACACUGCGUACGUGAAGAAGACAGCCACUAUUGAUCCUAAGACUGGCAAGAAAGGAGAAGAGGAUGGCAAGUGGUGGUGGUUCAACGACGACAAGGUUUCUGAGGUCACAGCGGACAAGAUUGAUGCUCUUGCGGGCGGUGGCGAGUCCCACUCUGCUCUGAUCCUUCUUUACAGAGCCAUUCCCCUUCCCACGAUUGAGGGAGAGUCCGAGUAA
Messenger RNA from Colletotrichum truncatum, 1701 nucleotides. Its product is annotated as ubiquitin carboxyl-terminal hydrolase. The record is from RefSeq and is a predicted model, not a curated record. Gene Ontology annotation, molecular function: protein binding; cysteine-type deubiquitinase activity; proteasome binding. Gene Ontology annotation, biological process: protein deubiquitination; proteasome-mediated ubiquitin-dependent protein catabolic process; regulation of proteasomal protein catabolic process. Lineage: Eukaryota; Fungi; Ascomycota; Sordariomycetes; Glomerellales; Glomerellaceae.